Molecule: messenger RNA, 1134 nt
Organism: Eruca vesicaria subsp. sativa (arugula)
Lineage: Eukaryota; Viridiplantae; Streptophyta; Magnoliopsida; Brassicales; Brassicaceae
Source: the annotation of a GenBank genome assembly
GUAAAAAGUAAAAAAUGAAAACAAGUGAAAAAGAUGGUAAUAUAAAUACAUUUUAUCCACCUGAGCUUUUAGUAAACGUUUUAGAGACUCGCCUGGUUAUCUCCGCGCCAAGAGGAACAAAAGAAGAAAAAAAAACUAAACAAUCAAAAUGGCGAUGAUCACGCGCAACAUCGCCACGCGCCUCCCUCUCCUCCUCCAAUCCCAACGCGCCGCCGCUGUCUCCCACAUCCACACAUCCCUCCCAUCUCUCUCCCCCUCGACAUCACCGACCUCCUUCACCAGACCAGGUCCUCCUUCCACCUCCUCAUCUCCUCCUCCUCAAGGUCUCUCGAAGACGGCGGAGUUUGUGAUCUCCAAAGUCGAUGAUCUCAUGAACUGGGCUCGCAGGGGAUCGAUCUGGCCUAUGACAUUCGGCUUAGCCUGCUGCGCCGUGGAGAUGAUGCAUACGGGUGCUGCUCGCUACGAUCUGGAUCGAUUCGGUAUCAUUUUCAGGCCGAGUCCUCGUCAGUCUGAUUGUAUGAUUGUCGCUGGGACGCUUACUAACAAGAUGGCUCCUGCUCUUCGCAAGGUUUAUGACCAAAUGCCGGAGCCAAGGUGGGUGAUUUCAAUGGGAAGCUGCGCCAACGGAGGUGGAUACUACCACUACUCCUACUCAGUGGUUCGAGGCUGUGACAGAAUUGUGCCAGUAGACAUCUACGUCCCUGGAUGCCCUCCAACAGCUGAGGCAUUGCUCUAUGGACUUCUCCAGCUUCAGAAGAAAAUCAACAGGCGCAAGGAUUUCUUGCACUGGUGGAACAAGUGAUCAAAAUCCUCCUUCCAAUGCCAAAUCGAGUUUUGUUUUCAGUCCACUGUUACCAAAAGCUUGGGGCUAAUAAACACAUGGAUCGUUUCAAUGCAAUGUUUCGUUUGUGGUGGAGAUUGCCAUGUAAAGAAGUGCACUUGGAAGUUUUUUUGUUUUUUUUUUCCAGUUCUAAGUUUAUUUGUGGAAACUCGAAUAAACAUAAGAUUAUGUUGUUCUUUUUGUUAUAUCGACCAGUUUAUCAGCUAAGAAUCUUCUGAUUCUUGUUAAUUAUUAAACCAUUCGCACGUGUGUAAUUUUAUGCAAAGACGAGCCAGUGAGCCUAAAGAAAAAGC